This is a messenger RNA of Verticillium alfalfae VaMs.102, 357 nucleotides long. RefSeq lists its product with no specific name. The record is from RefSeq and is a predicted model, not a curated record. The coding region runs from base 1 to 357 and encodes 118 amino acids. Lineage: Eukaryota; Fungi; Ascomycota; Sordariomycetes; Glomerellales; Plectosphaerellaceae. The transcript has a single exon.
AUGAUCGAACUCUCGAACGACACCUUUACGAGGCAGAUGUUGGAGGACAUUGUCGCUGCGGCUUCCACGUCAAGCACUCAAUCUUGGCCGAAUCCUCGCUACAUCGUCAGCACCGCCCAGCUCUCCGUCCUGCAUCAGGGGUUUCCCUAUGGCAUCGCAAACGCGGCCGGUCAGCCGUCCAUGUCGGAUCUAUUAGACAGGCGCUUCACGGCGCGCGACCACUUCCGUCACGUCGACAACAUGGUGGCAGACCCUCUUCUCCUUCAUUUCAUCGGCGCGAGCACGACGCCCUCUUUUCAUCUCACCGAGAAGGAGGUCGUCCUCGACCGACGCGGCUCGGGUCACCCAUCUCGGUAA